GUCUUACACACACAUAGAAACCUCCGCUCAUUUCUUUCAGCCCUUUUUCAUUUUAAAAAGCUUCCUCUAUAUAUAGUCAUAUCUCUCUCCCUUUCUCUCUCUCUCUAAAUAUAAAGAGGUAUAUAUUUGUUAAUGGUAGCGUUGCCAUUUCACACUCUCUAAAGGUCAUACACCUAACAGAGGAAGAAGCCUUCCUUUUUCUCUAGGGUUUUCUUUCUUUCUUUCUUUCUUUCUUGGCCUUUACUUCAAUCCAAGAGACCAGAGGAGAAGAGGAAGAGUUCCAUUCGGUUUUGUAAUGGCGCUCUAUUCUCUCUUCAGAUCCGCGCCUUCCGCCGCCGCCGCCGCCGCCGCUACUGUGGUGGAUUCUUCUCGUCCUUCUGAUCGAUGCAAGGUGUCUUGCAUUGGUUUCAAUAGCAAUGCGGACUCACUGAAGGUUCAGACCACCAUAUUUGGUACUCCUUGUAUUGGAAAUUCAUCUUCCUUACAGAAAUGCAGUGCCAGGAGUCUCCAGCCCAUCAAAGCCACAGCCACAGAAUUGCCUCCUACAGUUCAAAAGUCAUGGAGCAGUGGGCAGACAAAGAUUGGAAUCAAUGGUUUUGGUCGAAUUGGAAGGUUGGUUUUACGAGUAGCAACCUCUAGGGAUGAUAUUGAUGUGGUAGCAGUCAAUGAUCCAUUUGUUGAUGCCAAAUACAUGGCUUACAUGUUCAAGUAUGAUUCUACUCAUGGAGUUUUCAAGGGAACCAUCAAGGUAUUGGAUGAGUCCACUUUGGAAAUCAAUGGCAAGCAGAUAAAAGUUACAAGCAAAAGGGACCCAUCAGAAAUCCCUUGGGGUGAUUAUGGGAUUGAUUAUGUUGUUGAAUCUUCUGGAGUUUUCACAACAACCGAGAAGGCUUCUGCACACAUAAAGGGUGGUGCCAAGAAAGUGGUAAUUUCAGCUCCAUCAGCUGAUGCACCGAUGUUUGUGGUAGGAGUAAAUGAGACUUCAUACAAGCCAAGCAUGAAUAUUGUUUCUAAUGCAAGCUGUACCACCAAUUGCCUUGCUCCUCUUGCCAAGGUUGUUCAUGAGGAAUUUGGUAUCGUUGAGGGUUUAAUGACAACUGUGCAUGCCACUACAGCCACACAGAAGACCGUGGAUGGGCCUUCAAUGAAGGAUUGGCGAGGGGGCCGAGGUGCUUCACAAAAUAUCAUCCCAAGCUCCACUGGUGCUGCAAAGGCUGUUGGAAAAGUCCUUCCAGAACUCAACGGAAAGCUCACUGGAAUGGCCUUCCGCGUCCCAACACCUAAUGUCUCUGUUGUGGACUUAACUUGUCGACUUAAGAAGAGUGCUACAUAUGAAGAUGUCAAAGCAGCCGUAAAGUAUGCCUCAGAGGGGCCAUUGAAGGGUAUUCUUGGAUACACGGAUGAGGAUGUUGUCUCCAAUGAUUUUGUUGGUGACUCAAGGUCAAGUAUAUUUGAUGCAAAGGCCGGGAUAGGGCUGAGUGCUUCCUUCAUGAAGCUCGUUGCAUGGUAUGACAACGAAUGGGGAUACAGGUACAACACGGCUCUCUCUCUCUUUCUCACACACACAGCAUGCAAGCCUCAGAGCUUCCAGGUGGUGCUAAUGUGAUGAUACAUAAUGGUUAUUUUCGGUUUUUCUUACAGCAACCGAGUGCUGGACCUCAUAGAGCACAUGGCAUUGGUGGCGGCCAGCAAAUGAGAACAAGAAACUAGUAGAGGUUUGCCAAACCUGCAUCUUCUCCAAUUUUUAUGCCUGCAAUGAAUAUGCUUGAAAGAGUAGGAGUUCAUAGGUGGUUUGGCCAAACUAUGAAAUAAUGAAUGAGAUUUGAACAUUAACCUGUAUGAGUUGAUGGAUAAGUGGUAUUUUUUCUUGAUUGGUGGUAUCUUUUUGAUACAAAUUAAGGUAUAAAGCAAUAGGACCUAGUUGGAUAAGUGGUAUGCGAUAGGGACCUAGUUGGAUUAGUGGUAUUUCUUCUUGAUUGGUAUCGCAUCCAAACCCAAGACAUUGAUGCGAUAUUUAAGUGCCAUGUUUUUAUUUUAUGCUUGAAAGGUAAAUGUGAAAGUCUCUUCGAUUACAGUAUGCAAUGUUUUGUCAUGAUCGUCAUCUGUCCAUCAUUUAAGAAAAUGAGAAUCAAAUGUUGUCUGUA
Vitis vinifera (wine grape) is the source of this 2144-nucleotide messenger RNA. RefSeq names its product glyceraldehyde-3-phosphate dehydrogenase GAPCP1, chloroplastic. The coding region runs from base 296 to 1606 and encodes 436 amino acids. Gene Ontology annotation, biological process: glucose metabolic process. The record is from RefSeq and is a predicted model, not a curated record. The transcript has 13 exons. Gene Ontology annotation, molecular function: NAD binding; oxidoreductase activity, acting on the aldehyde or oxo group of donors, NAD or NADP as acceptor; NADP binding. Lineage: Eukaryota; Viridiplantae; Streptophyta; Magnoliopsida; Vitales; Vitaceae.